UCACUGGAAGUUAUCAGAUAAGAAAGUGAGGUAUCUGUUAUGUUACAAUCAUGAAAACUGGGGUGGCUGGUUGCUCAUAGAUCAUAACUAUGGAUAAACACAGAUUCUCCCUACUUUUAUUAGAACCUGGGGAGAUCUAUUUUGAGGACUACAGUGUUCAUUUUCAAAGCACUGAUGGCAAAACACCUUCGGAAAUCGGAAGGCUCAAGGUCUGUUCAAAAUCCCUUGUUUUCGAUCCUCAGAACCACCAUAAGCCCAUAGUGAAACUCCUUUUAAAAGAAUGCACCGAAAUUUCGCGCUACGAAACCAAUGAUUCUGUCAGCACCAGCCCCCAUUUACCAGGUUACCUGACGAUCGUCCAGGGAUAUGUUCCAGACUUUCAAUCAGAGAAUGACGCAAACACAAAUGUUUUACAAGUGAAUUGUAAACAACAUAUAGAAAUUUCAGAAGGGAAUGUCCUCGCUCCAUAUAAAUUUAAGAAUUUUCAGAGAACGUUUUUAUUUUCUUUGAACUACGCUCAUAUAAAAGAUUGCUUGCCACUUGUAUCUCAGUUACAUCGCGCAUCUACACUGCCUGCUGCAGAACAAAAUCAAAUGGUGGCGGCGAUUGAAUUAUCAAGGCAGUCUUUAGUAAAGUUUGACCCACUUUGGCUUCAGGAUGUUGAUGAGCAUAUUGUUUUGGAAACCACUGGAAACAAAGUCACACCACUUGUCAUGAAUCACGGCCGAGUGAUUCUCUCAACAACCACUCUGUAUUACCAACCAUUCAAUAAAAUUGAACCUUAUCACAUCCUGAAGAUAAGUCUUUUAGAUAUUAAGAGUAUUACUAAAAGGCGUUUCCUUCUUCAACAUGUUGGUUUAGAAAUAAGUUAUAAAGAUACACAUCUUUACCUUUCACUGAAGACAAAAUCAGAUCGGGAUUUGCUGUAUGAUUGUCUACUUGCUCAACCCCUAAAUCUUGUAGAUUCGCAUCAAGAAAUUAUGACUUUACAGUGGCAGAAUGGAGCCAUUUCUAAUUAUGAAUAUCUGCUUUAUUUAAACAGCCAGGCAGAUAGAACUUUUAAUGAUUUAACACAAUAUCCAGUGUUCCCGUGGGUAAUUUCAGAUUACACUUCAUCUCAACUAGACUUGUCGAACGCCCGAUCAUUCAGGGAUUUGUCAAAACCGAUUGGCGCAUUGAAUCUAGAGAGGUUUCAAAAACUCAAGGAGAGGUACGAUGAGAUGCCUCCACCGAAGUUCCUCUACGGCUCGCACUACUCCGCCCCUGGGUUCGUACUUUUCUACCUUGUGCGAAAGUACCCGCAUUACAUGCUCUGCCUCCAGAACGGGCGAUUUGACCACCCCGACAGGAUGUUCAACAGCAUCAGCGACGUGUGGAGAAACGUUCAGACCAACAUGUCAGACUUCAAGGAGCUCGUUCCGGAAUUCUAUGAUGUGUCAAACGAAGGGGAUUUUCUUGACAACCUGAAAGGCAUUCAGUUCGGCUACAGGCAUGACGGGACAAAAGUAAAUAAUGUUACUUUGCCACCUUGGGCAGAAGACAGAGCGGAUUUCGUACGCAAACUCAGAGAUGCCUUGGAGUCAGAUUAUGCAUCUGCACAACUCCAUGAUUGGAUUGAUUUGAUCUUUGGCUACAAACAACGAGGUGAAGAAGCAGAAAAGGCAAAUAAUGUAUUUUAUUAUCUGUGCUACGAGGGUUCAGUUAAUCUUGAAGGCAUUAAGGACUGGAAUGAGAGGCACUCGAAAGAAGUUCAGAUCAUGGAGUUUGGACAAGUUCCAAAACAGAUCUUCACACAACCGCAUCCUAGAAGACAUUGUGCUAUACCGCCUUCAGUCAGUCCGACUGGUAAGUUUGAAAAUACUUUGAUUUUUUCAUUACAACUAAUCAUAUGUUUUUUAGUCAACUGGAGAAACUUGGAAGAUAUGGCAAUCAGCGCGGAGAUCAGUUGUCACAAAAUGGGCGUGACUGCCCUCUCGUUGAGCUCUGACGGCAGACUUGUUGCAUCCGUUUCGAGUGAUUCUACAUUAAAGAUCCAUAACGCGAUAUCAGCCACUCGAGAAAGAAGUGUCAAUUUAAGCGGCCUGCCUUUAACAGCAGUUCUUAUACUUAACGACUCGACUACUGUUUUAGCUGGUUCAAUGGACAGCACUUUGAUUGUUUAUGAUGUCGAAUGUGGAAGGAUUGUCGAACGAGUUAGAGGACAUGAAGAUGCCGUUUCUUGCUUGGCCUGGGCUCCUCCUUCUUUAGUUUUAACUGGUUCGUGGGACUGUUCAGUCCGGGUCUGGAAAUUGAGGAAACCUUUGACGAGUAUCAAACCAGCAUCAGAUCUCAUUGCUCAACUGGAUCAUGAUGACAAAAUAAUGUCAAUUGCUGUUAACAACUCCUACACUUUGUUGGCUACAGGAACUUCGGAAGGAGAAAUAUUCCUUUGGUCAUUGAAAUCCUUUUCAAUAGUAAAAAGCCUUCCAGGUCAUAAAGAAGCAGUCAAUAGCAUUCAGUUUUCUGCUGAUGGGACGAAAUUGGUGACAUGCAGUGAUGAUAGAACUUUGAAGGUGUACGAUCUUUGCACAGGGACUGUUGUCUUUUCAAAAUGUCUUAUUCAAAAACUUAAAUGUUUAGCUUGGGAUGGCAAAACGCUACUUAUUGGUGGGGCUCAUGGUAGUUUAUACCUUUGGGAUCUUGUCAAUGUUACACUCGUCAAAGAGAUUAAAGCUCAUAACGGUGCUAUUUUAUCGAUUUGCGUAGCUGAUGAUGGUGGUGUUGUCGUAACUGGCGGUGAAGACAAGAAGUUGAAAAUUUGGAGAUAGCAUUUGGGAAUUAAAAGACUUCUUAACAACCUCAAAAUUUUGGGACUUUUCAAAUACAUUUUAUUGUAAAUAUAUGUAUAUGUAAUAUUCAACAUGUUGUAAAAGGCUUAAAGUCCAUUUUUUAAAUAAUGGCUGUGAUUUAUUAUGUGCAAUUUGGUUCCAUACAAUAUUGCCAGGGACAAAUUUAUAAAUAUACAUAUUUAAUUCUAA
Molecule: messenger RNA, 3017 nt
Organism: Cimex lectularius (bed bug)
Lineage: Eukaryota; Metazoa; Arthropoda; Insecta; Hemiptera; Cimicidae
Product: protein FAN-like
Exons: 17
Coding region: 90-2807 (905 amino acids)
Molecular function (GO): protein binding
Source: RefSeq, a predicted model, not a curated record